Molecule: messenger RNA, 201 nt
Organism: Parnassius mnemosyne (clouded apollo)
Lineage: Eukaryota; Metazoa; Arthropoda; Insecta; Lepidoptera; Papilionidae
Source: the annotation of a GenBank genome assembly
AUGGAGCUGCACCCCGACAAGACGCCCGUGCUGCUGCAAGCAGGCGUGGACGACAUGCAGAUGUGCGAGCUGAGCCUGGAGGAGACGGGGCUGACGCGCAAGCGCGGCGCCGAGAUCCUGCAGCACGAAUUCGAGCGCGAGUGGGCGCGCCACCACGGACCGCCCUACCGCCCGCUCGACAGAAUGCAACAGCAAUCCUAA